AUGGAGUCGGAGGUGGUGAGGACGGAGAUGGUGCUGGCGCCGACGCUGCCGUUCAAGAAGAUGCAGACGGCGGACAAGUAUCCCAAAGGCCAGUCCCGGGGCCGCCAGUGGAAGCACCUGCGCCACCUGCUCCAGUCCGCUGACGCAUCCUCCAUGCCCCCGGACCGCCCCAAUUAUAUGAAUAUCCAAUCGCCCCCAUCCAUUUACCCACCAAAGAGAUACUGUGACUUAACAGGUUUUGAGGCACCGUAUGUGGAUCCGAGGACAAAGUUGCGCUACGCUGAUCCAGAGGUGUUCAAGCAGAUCAGGAUGCUUCCUGAUGAAUACGUCCAAAGAUCUUUCUUCCUCCCUCUUGUAUAUUGA
Molecule: messenger RNA, 363 nt
Organism: Miscanthus lutarioriparius
Lineage: Eukaryota; Viridiplantae; Streptophyta; Magnoliopsida; Poales; Poaceae
Source: the annotation of a GenBank genome assembly